CGUUGCCACCUCAGUCUCUCCCCGAGCGUUUCGCGUGACGGACCUGUCGCUCUUUAUUUGUUUACAUUUAAAAACUAAUAAAAUCUCAGUGAUGUGAUAUUUGAACGUGCGAUAUGUGUGAUUCUUUUAUAUGUGAGAAGGAUUUCAGUUUAGUUAAUUGUGAAUACUUUUUUCCUUCUGUGCAAGGAAUGAACCGAUACCGUUGCGUCGCGCUCCGGUGAUUCGGUUAAUAACUCGUGGAUCUACAGUGACUGUGUAAUAGUGGCUUUACUAAGAUCUAAUACCAUGUAAAGAUUUAUGAAAUAAAAGUGAUUAAAUGAUAAAAACAUUCAUUAAGUUGAAUAUGGACUGUUCUAAGAAACAUUAACAGUGAAAUGUUUUAAAUAAAAGUACAUAGGAAGUGAAAUGUUCUAAACAUGGAAAGGAAAUUAACGCGAGAAGAUUUUAUGCGCAAAAGUUUCCGUGCGCCACGGCUAUCUGCGGCUCAGGACCCUACGGAGACUGCAGUCAAUGGGGCACCACCGCCUUCUCCAGUAUCCCUAUCAAUGCUUGAAAGAACUCCUCCAAGAGCUCAGUACGAUGUUAAUACAUCAGGCAUAACACCUAAACGUCUCGAAUUAAACAGAGCUCAUCCGAUUCAUUUGAAGUCGUUUCAAACACCAGAACCACCAGAUGAAACUGCUCCUAUUCCGCCUUCAGACGAUGUACUUCUUAAACUUGAACGGCAGAUAGGGGAAAUGGAAAGAGGUUUGGAAAGAGCUCAAAAUGGUAAUGUUUCGGUUGAUGAACGAGUGAGGUACGCUGAGCACGAAAAUCUACUCCGGACCGGAGUGUCCUCCGUCGGUGGUGGAGGUUAUUUACCUGCAGAUUCGGAUACAGAACAUGAUUCUGUGCCGUUUAAAAGAAACGAGACUACCAGGAGUAGUACGGGUGGGGCCACGCCAGUACCGCGGCCCGCUACUAAAUUGUCUAGGACGAAUUCUGACACACAGCAACAUUCGGUCGCUGCGACUGCCAGACUAAUGCGAAAGUUUGCUGAAGGUGGGACGAAAGACGAGAAAACCAAAAUUAUCUCACGGAAAGCAAUACAGGCAAGGAUAGAGAAAGUGAGGAACUCUGUAGGAGGAACAAAGCAUGAGCAUAGAGUGUUAGCGGAGCACAGGACUGAUUCGGCUUCGCCCAGAACGCCUGCGUCGCCUGUUCCCUCGAGAACAUCCACUCAGAGUGCUUCGGAGUCGUCGGCGGGCGCGGGCGGCGGCGGAGCGGCGGGUGGUAGCACGCGUGUCUCGUCGCGCUCGCGGACCUCGGAGGAGCCACAUAUUGGAAAGUACAAGUUGCUUAAGACAAUCGGCAAAGGAAACUUUGCGAAGGUGAAGCUAGCCAAACAUGUUCCCACCGGCAAAGAGGUCGCUAUUAAAAUCAUCGACAAAACCCAGCUGAACCCUGGAUCGCUGCAGAAACUUUUUAGAGAGGUCCGAAUAAUGAAAAUGCUCGACCACCCGAACAUCGUUAAGCUGUUCCAAGUGAUCGAGACAGAGAAGACCCUCUACUUGGUGAUGGAGUAUGCGUCCGGGGGCGAGGUGUUCGAUUACCUGGUGCUCCAUGGGCGCAUGAAAGAGAAGGAGGCGCGGGCGAAGUUCAGACAAAUCGUGUCCGCUGUACAGUACUGUCAUCAGAAGCGGAUUAUACACAGGGAUCUCAAGGCGGAAAAUUUGCUUCUGGACGGCGAGAUGAACAUAAAAAUUGCGGACUUUGGAUUCUCGAACGAGUUCACACCGGGCGCUAAGCUCGACACAUUCUGCGGCAGUCCGCCGUACGCCGCACCGGAGCUAUUCCAGGGGAAGAAAUACGACGGGCCCGAGGUGGAUGUUUGGUCGCUGGGAGUCAUUUUGUACACAUUGGUGAGCGGCUCGCUGCCCUUCGACGGGUCCACACUGCGGGAGCUGAGAGAACGCGUCCUGCGCGGCAAGUACAGAAUACCGUUCUACAUGUCGACCGACUGUGAGAAUCUGCUCAAGAAAUUCCUCGUGCUGAACCCAGCCAAACGGGCGUCCCUCGAGAGUAUCAUGAGGGAUAAAUGGAUGAACACAGGAUACGAGGACGAGGAGUUAAGGCCCUAUGUGGAGCCGCAACAGGAUUUCAAAGAUCACAAACGGAUAGAGGCGCUAGUGUGUCUGGGCUAUAACCGGCAAGAGAUCGAGUAUUCGCUCGCCGAGGCGAAAUACGACGAUGUAUUCGCCACGUAUUUACUGCUCGGCAGGAAGAGUACCGAUCCCGAGUCGGACGGCAGCCGCUCGGGCUCGUCGCUGUCGCUGCGCACCGCCGUGCCCGCGCCCGCGCACCCGCACGCGCCGCCGCAGCACGCAGGCUGCGCGGGCUCGCCGUCGCACCGCGGCGUGCAGCGCAGCAGCUCCGCCAGCGCGCGCCCCGCCGCCUCGCGCCGCGCCUCCUCGGGCGCCGAGGGGCUGCGGACGCAAGUUGGUACCACGACUUCCGCAGCCAACAACACAACAGCGACGUCGACUACCACCACGUCCAAUUUUAAAAGACAGAACACAAUCGACUCUGCGUCUAUCAAAGAGAAUACGGCGCGAAUAGCUCAGAUGCAGGUGCAAGGCGGGCAGGCGCGGCCGACGAGCGCGCAGCCGAAGCUGGAGCCGCGCGCGCGCACGCUGGCGGGCGCGCGCCCCGCGCAGCCCGCGCCGCCCGCCGCGCCGCCCAAGCUCUCGCCGCCGCACGACGCGCCCAGCACGGUGCAAGCGGACAGUAAGAACGGAACGGCGGCUAGCAACGGUAACUCGGGGACGGCUAAGACGCACGUGAAAAGUGCGUCGAUCUCGUCCGCGACCGGCGCCCCGCCCCUAGGCGGGGACAGCGGGCCCCACAAUGCCUCCGCGCGGGACCUAGCGCAGCCCCGGCCGAGUUUAAACUCCACGGGCGGCACUACAGCGGCGGCGAGUGGUGCUCGUCGCGACUUCCCCAACCCGAUGGUGUUCCCCAGGAAUGUGCCAUCCCGGUCCACCUUCCACUCAGGUCAAACGCGGACGCGAGGCGCAAGCGCGGGCGGAGCGUACGGUGAUGGUGGCUCCCCCCACCAGGCACGGCCUUCGUUCUUCUCCAAAUUGUCGUCCAGGUUCUCCAAACGCCUGUCCGUGUUGGGCGAGUCGACCGGACGACAGAAACCUCGAAUAUUUUCCUCACUGGAUAUACAAAGGAGGCCAUUGGAGGGCACGACCCCGAAGCAUGCCGUAGCUGCUAGCCCACAAGCCCUGCUUGGACAAGGCAACGAGGAGCAGGUGAAGCCGCGAGUGCUUCGCUUCACGUGGAGUAUGAAGACCACCUCCUCACGGGACCCCAACGAGAUCAUGGCGGAAAUACGAAAGGUGUUAGACGCCAACAACUGCGACUACGAACAACGCGAGAGGUUCCUCCUCCUCUGCGUCCACGGCGACCCAAAUACCGACUCCCUUGUCCAAUGGGAAAUCGAGGUGUGCAAGCUGCCGCGCCUCUCGCUCAACGGAGUGCGCUUCAAGCGAAUAUCCGGCACCAGCAUCGGCUUCAAGAACAUUGCGUCUAAGAUCGCCAACGAGCUCAAGCUGUGACUGCCCGGGAGCGCCCCGCGCCGGCGCCGCCGCCGCCGCCUGCCGCUCGCGCCCUCGCCCUCCACGCCCGACUCGUCCGCGCCGCUGCACGCGCCACCCUCGCCUCCCUCGCCGCCAGCCAAGCCCCUGCCGCACCCGCACGCAUUCAUCACCAUCACCCCACGCUCACCCCGCCCGCCGCCGCUCA
Molecule: messenger RNA, 3789 nt
Organism: Galleria mellonella (greater wax moth)
Lineage: Eukaryota; Metazoa; Arthropoda; Insecta; Lepidoptera; Pyralidae
Gene: par-1
Product: MAP/microtubule affinity-regulating kinase 3-like
Exons: 23
Coding region: 417-3602 (1061 amino acids)
Biological process (GO): intracellular signal transduction; microtubule cytoskeleton organization; protein phosphorylation
Cellular component (GO): cytoplasm
Molecular function (GO): tau-protein kinase activity; protein serine/threonine kinase activity; ATP binding
Source: RefSeq, a predicted model, not a curated record